CAUAUUUGCUGUUAGAUUCUCUUACUUCAACUCGAUAUUGAUCAAUUGUACUUCAUUGUUUCGGGGAAUCUGACCUGACCUGCUGCACUUUUCUAUUGUCAUUAUGUUUGCUCGCCUUGUAUGCUUGUCGAACUUUCAGGUAUUUCGGUUGAUUCAAAAGCAAGAAUGGUACAAGCCCGAUGUUUUUCUCUACAAAGACUUGAUUGUUGCAUUAGCUAGAAGUAAACAGAUGGAUGAAGCAAUGGAAUUAUGGGAAAGCAUGAGAAAGGAGAAUUUAUUCCCUGAUUCUCAAACGUAUACCGAAGUCAUCAGAGGCUUCUUGAAAUAUGGAUCUCCUUCUGAUGCAAUGAACAUAUAUGAAGAUAUGAAGAAGUCUCCUGAUCCACCAGAUGAGUUGCCAUUUAGAAUUUUGUUGAAAGGACUUUUGCCACACCCCCUUUUGAGAAACAGAGUGAAGCAAGAUUUUGAGGAGAUCUUUCCUGACCAGCACGUGUACGAUCCCCCGGAAGAGAUAUUCGGCCUACGCUGAGGUAUGUUUUAUUAACGUUGCGUUUUUGCUUGUAUUAUCUGAAGGUUGGUAGCACUUAGUAGGCAUUCUUAGUCGGCCAUUGAUGUCAUUAGAAAAUGACAAAAACAUGUCUUCGAAUUAGCGGUCAAGAACUGUAGGAUGAAUAGUUGGUCAGAUAUCCGUACGAGUCAUGUGGAUAAUAGU
Molecule: messenger RNA, 712 nt
Organism: Cucurbita pepo subsp. pepo (vegetable marrow)
Lineage: Eukaryota; Viridiplantae; Streptophyta; Magnoliopsida; Cucurbitales; Cucurbitaceae
Source: RefSeq, a predicted model, not a curated record